This is a messenger RNA of Cryptococcus wingfieldii CBS 7118, 1731 nucleotides long. RefSeq lists its product as hypothetical. Gene Ontology annotation, molecular function: DNA binding. The coding region runs from base 1 to 1731 and encodes 576 amino acids. The transcript has 2 exons. Lineage: Eukaryota; Fungi; Basidiomycota; Tremellomycetes; Tremellales; Cryptococcaceae. The record is from RefSeq and is a predicted model, not a curated record.
AUGGACCCCAUACAUCACUCUCAAGACGACCAGGAGCACCAGGGCGGUCAGCAGACCGACAUGCAGCGCGAGCUUGCAAACCAAGUCGCAGCCCAGGCCAUCGAGGCCGCUGUAGCUGCUCAGUCCGAAGCAGGCGCAGAGGCCGAUGCUGGUGUAGGGAUGGCGCAAGAACUCGCAGGUGGCAGGGAAGACGAGGCGAGCGACAUACACAUGCGGGAUACUUCGCAUCCUCCCCAACACCAUCCUCGCCAACCUACAUUUCCGCGCUCCCGACAUUCGUUCGCGACCUUGUCAAACUCCGAGUCACCCGUGGCGGGGCCUUCGGCGAUCGGUAGGCACCCUGUGAGAGGGGAUCAUGCCGCCACAAGCGCUGCUCAAGGAUCUCAUUCGGUCCUCUCUGCGAACGACCAGAUAGCUAUUUUACGGGAGAGUUAUGCUCGUAAUCCAAAUCCGGGCAAACAAGAACUUGAGCGGCUGGCAGCACGAACGGAGAGGCCGUGGAACAAGAUUAGGGAAUAUUUCAGGCAGCGGAGAAACAAGCUGAGAGGUCUAGAAGCACUCGAGACGAUGAUUGAACCUGGGAGGGCACAAGGAUGGCUGCUCAUAACAUAUCGCUCUGCGUCGCCCACGUCGUAUGUUCCCCAGCUCAAUCUGUACAGUGCAUACAAGCACCGUUUCGAUCCCUACUCCAUCACAACUCCUCUGCUAGGCGGACAGGACCUCAUCCAAUUGGCUUGUGCCACGUUUCCUGGCUGUGAAAUGGCCAGAGACGAAGGAGAAUACGUCCUGAAAGGGUUGGCCAAAAAGGUCAAGGAAGGUGACCAUCGAGAUGAUGGUUCUCAUGACCCUGAUGGGGUUGACAAGACCGGUCACAAAUAUGCGGAAGGUGUCGAUCCCGAAGAUUGGGAAAAAGGCAUGGAAGGACUGGUAGAACCUUUACGGGCAGGAAGCUGGCUCCUCAGCUCGUUCCAAUCCCACGCCAGCGGCACAGGAAGCCCCAUCACGCAGACAGACCUCUACACUUCGUACGCCGCGCGCUUUUCCUCCCUCUUGAGCUCCGCACCCAAUCUUCAGCCUGGAGAGGAGAGAUGCAAGGACGAAGCGAGAUCUAUCAACCAGGCAGAAUCGUUGAUGGCCUUCCAGGAAGCUGGCCUCGGGGAUACGAGGGGCGAGGAUGGAGAGUCGGUACCGGUGGAGGACGAUGACAUCCCGUCGCUCGACGAAGACCAACACCUCGAUGCCCCUCCGAUGGAUACCACUCAUUUCACUGCCUCCGCCUCAUCUCCCGACUCGGCCCUACCUGGUAUACCAAAAGAGAACCGUCUCCUUACUCCUCUCGAGCUGAUCAACCUCACUCGCAUGACAUUCCCGACUUGCGAGCCCCUCGUUGAUGAAAACGGGCGGUUCAUAGUCAAAGGGCUGGAGCGGAGAGAAGGCUACGAGCCGGGCAAGAAAAGGAGAGAAGGAGAGAUGUAUCCUUUUGCGUUGAUGAGAGAGACUGAAGGGGAGACGAGGGUUGGAGAGGAAUUUGUUCGAGCUAUCAAAAGAAAGUUGGCCAGUCUACAAGACGGGCCCGAUCUUGCGCUUGGUGCAAAGAUAGAGGAGGGGAGAGCCAAGAAGAGAAGAGAGGAACCAUUGACAGAAGAGGACAGGGAGAUGCUGGAAGGACUGAAGCGGUUCAAGUCGAGCAGACUGGGGCAAGAAGUUCACGAUGCUUGUAUAUCGCAAUAG